Frankliniella occidentalis (western flower thrips) is the source of this 915-nucleotide messenger RNA. RefSeq names its product ras-related protein Rab-23 (gene Rab23). NCBI's taxonomy places the organism in Eukaryota, Metazoa, Arthropoda, Insecta, Thysanoptera, Thripidae. The record is from RefSeq and is a predicted model, not a curated record. Gene Ontology annotation, molecular function: GTPase activity; GTP binding.
GUGGUGAUCGUGGGGAACGGCGCGGUCGGCAAGUCCAGCAUGAUCCAGCGCUACUGCAAAGGCACCUUCACCAAGGACUACAAGAAGACCAUCGGCGUGGACUUCCUCGAGCGCCAGAUAGAGCUGGACGGAGAGGAGGUGCGCCUCAUGCUCUGGGACACGGCGGGCCAGGAGGAGUUCGACGCCAUCACCAAGGCCUACUACCGGGGCGCGCAGGCGUGCGUCCUGGCCUUCUCCACCGUGGACCGCGACUCGUUCGAGGCGGCCACGUCCUGGAAGAUGAAGGUGGAGGACGAGUGCGGGGACAUCCCCACCGUGCUGGUGCAGAACAAGAUUGACCUGCUGGACCAGAGCGUCGUCGACCCGGAGGAGGCGGACCUGCUGUCCAGGGCGCUGGGCUGUCGGCUCAUCCGGACCUCCGUCAAGGAGGACGUCAACGUCAACGCCGUGUUUCGGCACCUGGCCGCGUGCUGUCUCCAGGAGAUGCGGCAGCAGGACGACGACUACGCCAUGAACGGGAACGGGCUGCACCCGCUCACCAUCAGUGCCUUCGGACCAACCAAUCAAAACGGAAAGUCUCAUCAGAAUGGGACGAUAAUCCUACGUUCCGGGAAGCCCAGAAGACAUCGCAAGAGAAAUGUUCUAAAGAACGCUUGCCGAAUUUUAUGAUGAUGGUGCUCAUUUUCAGUGCUCAGUGUGUAUGCGUAGUUGUGAGUGUGAGAGAGUGUGUGCAUGUGUGUGUGCGUCCUGUGUUAACUUCAUAGGUUCACAUGAUGGGCCAAACGUCAUGUAGUGUCAUGCAUGAAUUGUGGUCCAUUCCUCAUUGUGAUUGCUCUGGAUAUUUUUAAGCAUGUUGUACAUUGUCUGUUUCUUUGAUACAUAUCUGGAUAUAAAUGAUUAUUGGUAAAGUUGUCA